GGCCAGGGGCUCCGGGUCCCGGGAGGCUGGGCUGGCGGAGAGGCUGGCGAGCGCCCCCUGGCCGGCACCGCCUUCUGGGCGCACCCGCAGUGCGCCGGGCCUGCCAGCCCCGCCAGCCCCGCGCAGUCCCCGCGCCGUCCCCGCGCCACGGGGCAGCAGAGGCGCCGCGCACGCUCCAGCAUGAAAUUCCAUGAGGGCUGGCAUUUUGUCCCCAGAUGUGUCCCCAGGCACUCUAACAGGGCCUGGCACAUACCAAGUUCUGAAUAAAUAUGUGCAGAAAGAUGGUGCUGGAGUGCAGUGGCACAAUCUCAGCUCAUGGCAGCCUCCACCUCUGAGGCUCAAGGGAUCUUCUGGCCUCAGCCUCCUGAGUAGCCGGGACCACAGUUACAUGCCUCCAUGCCCUGGGUGCAACCAUGUCGCCAUUUCUUCGGAUUGGCUUGUCCAACUUUGACUGCGGGUCCUGCCAGUCUUGUCAGGGCGAGGCUGUUAACCCUUACUGUGCUGUGCUCGUCAAAGAGUAUGUCGAAUCAGAGAAUGGGCAGAUGUAUAUCCAGAAAAAGCCUACCAUGUACCCACCCUGGGACAGCACUUUUGAUGCCCACAUCAACAAGGGAAGAGUCAUGCAGAUCAUUGUGAAAGGCAAAAACGUGGACCUCAUCUCUGAAACCACCGUGGAGCUCUACUCGCUGGCUGAGAGGUGCAGGAAGAACAACGGGAAGACAGAAAUAUGGUUAGAGCUGAAACCUCAAGGCCGAAUGCUAAUGAAUGCAAGAUACUUUCUGGAAAUGAGUGACACAAAGGACAUGAGUGAAUUUGAGACGGAAGGCUUCUUUGCUUUGCAUCAGCGCCGGGGUGCCAUCAAGCAGGCAAAGGUCCACCACGUCAAGUGCCACGAGUUCACCGCCACCUUCUUCCCACAGCCCACAUUUUGCUCUGUCUGCCACGAGUUUGUCUGGGGCCUGAACAAACAGGGCUACCAGUGCCGACAAUGCAAUGCAGCAAUUCACAAGAAGUGUAUUGAUAAAGUUAUAGCAAAGUGCACAGGAUCAGCUAUCAAUAGCCGAGAAACCAUGUUCCACAAGGAGAGAUUCAAAAUUGACAUGCCACACAGAUUUAAAGUCUACAAUUACAAGAGCCCGACCUUCUGUGAGCACUGUGGGACCCUGCUGUGGGGACUGGCACGGCAAGGGCUCAAGUGUGAUGCAUGUGGCAUGAACGUACAUCACAGAUGCCAGACGAAGGUGGCCAACCUUUGUGGCAUAAACCAGAAGCUAAUGGCUGAAGCGCUGGCCAUGAUUGAGAGCACUCAACAGGCUCGCUGCUUGAGAGAUACUGAACAGAUCUUCAGAGAAGGUCCAGUUGAAAUUGGUCUCCCAUGCUCUACCAAAAAUGAAGCAAGGCCGCCAUGUUUACCGACACCAGGAAAACGAGAGCCUCAGGGCAUCUCCUGGGAGUCUCCGUUGGAUGAGGUGGAUAAAAUAUGCCAUCUUCCGGAACCUGAACUGAACAUAGAAAGACCAUCUCUGCAGAUGAAACUAAAAAUCGAGGAUUUUAUCUUGCACAAAAUGUUGGGGAAAGGCAGUUUUGGCAAGGUCUUCCUGGCAGAAUUCAAGAAAACCAAUCAAUUUUUCGCCAUAAAGGCCUUAAAGAAAGACGUGGUCUUGAUGGACGAUGAUGUUGAGUGCACGAUGGUAGAGAAGAGAGUUCUUUCCUUGGCCUGGGAGCAUCCGUUUCUGACGCACAUGUUUUGUACGUUCCAGACCAAGGAAAACCUCUUUUUUGUGAUGGAGUACCUCAACGGAGGGGACUUAAUGUAUCACAUCCAAAGCUGCCACAAGUUCGACCUUUCCAGAGCGACGUUUUAUGCUGCUGAAAUCAUUCUUGGUCUGCAGUUCCUUCAUUCCAAAGGAAUCGUCUACAGGGACCUGAAGCUAGAUAACAUCCUGUUAGACAAAGAUGGACAUAUCAAGAUUGCAGAUUUUGGAAUGUGCAAGGAGAACAUGUUAGGAGAUGCCAAGACGAAUACCUUCUGUGGGACACCUGACUAUAUCGCCCCGGAGAUCUUACUGGGUCAGCGAUACAACCAAUCUGUGGACUGGUGGUCCUUCGGGGUUCUCCUUUACGAGAUGCUGAUUGGCCAGUCGCCUUUCCACGGGCAGGACGAGGAGGAGCUCUUCCACUCCAUCCGCAUGGACAAUCCCUUUUACCCACGGUGGCUGGAGAAGGAGGCAAAGGACCUUCUGGUGAAGCUCUUUGUGCGAGAACCUGAGAAGAGGCUGGGCGUGAGGGGAGACAUCCGCCAGCACCCUUUGUUUCGAGAGAUCAACUGGGAGGAACUUGAACGGAAGGAGAUUGACCCCCCGUUCCGGCCGAAAGUGAAAUCACCAUACGACUGCAGCAAUUUCGACAAAGAAUUCUUAAAUGAGAAGCCUCGGCUAUCAUUCGCCGACAGGGCGCUGAUCAACAGCAUGGACCAGAAUAUGUUCAGGAACUUUUCCUUCAUGAACCCCGGGAUGGAGCGGCUGAUAUCCUGAAUCUUGCCCCUACAGAGACAGGAACAAAUUUGCCUUCCCCCUGGGGGCUGGUUCAAGAGACACUGCUUGGGUUCCUUUUUCAACUCGGAAAAGGAAAGAAACACUCAACAAUAAAGGCUCAGACCCGUUCGCCCCCCAUGGGACUUUUAUCUGUAGCAGAAACCAAGUCCACUUCACUAAUGACGAUGCCCUGUGUCUCGUCUCCUGACAUGUCUCACAGACGCUCCUGAAGUUAGGUCAUUACUAACCAUAGUUAUUUACUUGAAAGAUGGGUCUCUGCACUCGGAAAGGUUUCAAAACUUGAUACUGAAAUAAAUUAUGACUCUUCACCUGGGCUCCAACGGCUGAUCAAUGAAAUGCUUGUUGAAUCGGGGGCAAACGGAGUACAGACAUCUCAAGACUGAAACGGCCCCAUUGCCUGGUCUCGUAGUGGAUCUCACUCAGCCGUAGACGAGUAAUCACUAACCCGUUUUAUUCUAUUCCUAUCUGUGGAUGUGUACACGGCUGGGGACCAACCCUGGAUAGGUUUUUAUGGGAAUUCUUUACAACAAACAUACCUUGUAACUUGAGAUCUACAAAUCCAUUCAUCCUGAUUAACCAUGAAAUCCAUGGUCAAGAGGACAGUGGAAAGUGAGAGAAAGGUUUGCUAGACACCUUCGCUGGUUAUCUUGUCAAGAUAGAAAUGAUAUUUAGAGCUCCCCAAAGAUAGUAUCAUUUCACCCUUGCCAGUUAAACCUUUCUAUCCGCCCAUUCUCAGCAGACUCCAGUGUCGGUGGAGUCGUUCACUGCCAUCCUCACAUUAUAACAGGAAAAUAAAUGACAUGCAUAAGUCUCCUGGGAAAAGAACCUCAGCCCCUUCUCGUGCCAUGACUGGUGAUUUCAUGACUCUUAAGCCCCUCCGUAGGCAUCAUUCAAGAUCAAUGACCCGUGCAUGCUGUUUGCAGCAGUCAGUCGAGUUUAAUGAGAAUUCCAACCAUACAUUUUAAAAGUAUUUGUGCUGUGUGUAUAUUUUGAUAAAAUGUUGUGACUUAAUGACAAACAGGUGGAUGUGUAAAAAUGGAAU
Piliocolobus tephrosceles (Ugandan red Colobus) is the source of this 3597-nucleotide messenger RNA. RefSeq names its product protein kinase C theta (gene PRKCQ). The transcript has 20 exons. Gene Ontology annotation, molecular function: ATP binding; diacylglycerol-dependent serine/threonine kinase activity. NCBI's taxonomy places the organism in Eukaryota, Metazoa, Chordata, Mammalia, Primates, Cercopithecidae. Gene Ontology annotation, biological process: protein phosphorylation. The record is from RefSeq and is a predicted model, not a curated record. The coding region runs from base 414 to 2534 and encodes 706 amino acids.